GGUUCCGGAGUCAGCGCCGGCAGGAUGGCGGCGGACACGCAGGUUUCAGAGGCACUAAAGCGUUUUGCUGGGAAGGUGACCACAGCCAGUGUGAAGGAACGGAGAGAAAUCCUGGGUGACCUGGGGAGGUGUGUUGCUGGGAAAGAUCUACCAGAGGGAGCAGUGAAGGGGCUGUGCAAGUUAUUCUGCUUGACUCUGCAUCGAUACAGAGAUGCAGCCUCCCGCAGGGCUCUGCAGGCAGCCAUCCAGCAGCUGGCCGAGGCCCAGCCAGAGGCCACCGCUAAGAAUCUGCUGAACUCUCUGCAGUCUUCGGGCAUUGGCUCUAAAGCAGGUGUUCCCAGUAAGAGCAGCGGCUCAGCCGCCUUGCUGGCCUUGACCUGGACCUGUCUUCUAGUGCGCAUUGUCUUUCCCACAAAAGCCAAGAGGCAUGGUGACAUCUGGAACAAACUGGUGGAGGUGCAGUGUCUGCUGCUGCUGGAGGUGCUGGGCGGCUCCCACAAGCAUGCUGUGGAUGGUGCUGUGAAAAAACUCACUAAGCUGUGGAAAGAGAACCCUGGGCUGGUGGAGCAGUACUUGUCAGCCAUUCUCAGCCUGGAACCCAACCAGAGCUAUGCUGGCAUGCUGGGGCUGCUGGUGCAGUUCUGCACGAGCCACAAGGAGAUGGACGUGGUCAAUCGGCACAAGAGUGCACUGCUGGAUUUCUAUGUGAAGAAUGUGCUGAUAAGCAAAGCGAAGCCUCCAAAGUACUUGCUGGAUAAUUGUGCCCCUUUGCUUCGGUUCAUGUCCCAUUCGGAGUUUAAGGAUCUGAUUCUGCCUACCAUUCAGAAGUCCUUGCUGCGGAGCCCAGAGAAUGUUAUUGAGACCAUCUCUAGUCUGCUGGCAUCAGUGACACUUGAUCUCAGCCAAUAUGCCCUGGACAUUGUAAAAGGCUUGGCUAAUCAGCUGAAAUCCAACAGUCCCCGCCUGAUGGAUGAAGCUGUGCUGGCCCUGCGCAACCUGGCCCGCCAGUGCAGUGACUCCACAGCCACAGAGGCCCUCACCAAGCAUCUGUUUGCAAUCCUGGGAGGCUCAGAGGGAAAGCUAACCAUUGUAGCCCAGAAGAUGAGCGUCCUCUCAGGGAUUGGGAGCAUCAGUCAUCAUGUGGUAUCUGGGCCUUCUGGUCAAGUCCUGAAUGGAGCUGUGGCUGAGCUCUUCAUCCCGUUCCUUCAGCAGGAAGUGCAUGAAGGCACUUUGGUACACGCCGUCUCCAUCCUGGCUCUCUGGUGUAACCGGUUCACUACAGAAGUGCCCAAGAAGCUUACUGACUGGUUCAAGAAAGCUUUCAGCCUUAAAACUUCCACCUCUGCAGUGAGGCAUGCCUACCUGCAGUGCAUGCUGGCCUCCUUCCGAGGUGACACCCUACUGCAGGCCUUGGACUUUCUGCCCUUGCUCAUGCAGACGGUAGAGAAGGCGGCCUCACAGAGCACUCAGGUUCCUGUGGUCACUGAAGGGGUUGCUGCAGCCUUGCUACUCUGCAAGCUUUCAGUGGCUGACUCACAGGCCGAGACCAAACUCAGCGGGUUUUGGCAGCUGGUCAUGGAUGAGAAGAAGCAGGUUUUCACUUCGGAGAAAUUCCUGCUUAUGGCUUCAGAGGAUGCCCUGUGUACUGUGUUGCAUUUGACGGAGAGGCUUCUUUUGGACCACCCGCAUAGACUGACCAGCAGCAGAGUUCAGCAGUACUAUCGCGUCCUGGUGGCCGUGCUCCUGAGCCGCACCUGGCAUGUGCGCAGGCAGGCUCAGCAGACAGUCCGGAAGCUGCUGUCUUCCCUCGGGGGUUUUAAGCUGGCCUACGGCCUCCUGGAGGAGCUGAAGACUGUCCUCAGUUCUCACAAGGUGCUGCCCUUAGAGGCUCUGGUCACUGAUGCUGGGGAGUUGACUGAGACGGGCAAGGCCUAUGUGCCUCCAAGGGUACUGCAGGAGGCUCUGUGUGUCAUCUCCGGGGUGCCGGGGCUCAAGGGUGAUGGCCCUAGCACUGAACAGCUGGCCCAGGAGAUGCUGAUCAUUUCCCACCACCCCUCCUUAGUGGCAGUGCAGUCUGGACUCUGGCCAGCACUUCUCACCAGGAUGAAGAUUGACCCUGAAGCCUUCAUCACCAGGCAUCUGGAUCAGAUUAUCCCCAGUAUCACCACGCAGAGUCCCCUGAACCAGUCUUCCAUGAAUGCCAUGGGAUCCCUUUCCAUCCUGUCCCCUGACCGGGUCCUCCCGCAGCUCAUCAGCACCAUCACUGCGUCUGUGCAGAACCCUGCACUACGCCUUGUGACUCGGGAGGAGUUUGCCAUCAUGCAGACCCCUGCUGGAGAGUUGUUUGACAAGUCCAUCAUCCAGAGUGCUCAGCAGGACAGCAUUAAAAAGGCCAAUAUGAAGCGAGAGAACAAAGCUUACUCCUUCAAGGAACAGAUCAUCGAGCUGGAGCUGAAGGAGGAGAUAAAGAAGAAGAAAGGCAUAAAAGAGGAGAUUCAGCUUACUAGCAAGCAGAAGGAGAUGCUGCAGGCCCAGCUGGACAAGGAAGCCCAAAUCCGGAGGCGGCUGCAGGAGUUGGAUGGGGAGCUGGAGGCAGCGAUGGGACUGCUGGACGCCAUCAUGACCAGGAACCCAGACGGCCUGACUCAGUACAUCCCAGUUUUGGUUGAUUCCUUCCUGCCCUUGCUGAAAUCUCCCCUGGCUGCUCCUCGGAUCAAGAACCCCUUCCUGUCUUUGGCUGCCUGUGUCAUGCCUCCUCGGCUCAAAGCCUUAGGCACUUUGGUGAGCCAUGUCACCCUGCGCCUGCUGAAGCCAGAGUGUGCUUUGGAUAAAUCCUGGUGCCAAGAAGAGCUUUCAGUGGCUGUGAAGAGGGUGGUGACGCUGCUACAUGCCCAUACCAUUACCAGCAGGGUGGGCAAGGGUGAGCCAGAUGCUGCACCCCUGUCUGCACCAGCCUUCUCCUUGGUCUUCCCGUUGCUAAAGAUGGUGCUUACUGAGAUGCCUCACCACAGCGAGGAGGAGGAGGAGCGGAUGGCCCAGAUUCUUCAGAUCCUCACUGUGCACGCCCAGCUGAGGGCCUCCCCCAACACCCCACCUGGGCAUGUGGACGAGAACGGCCCAGAGUUGCUGCCUCGAGUAGCCAUGCUGCGUCUGCUGACUUGGGUGAUCGGGACAGGCUCACCCCGCCUCCAGGUUCUGGCUGCGGACACGCUGACCACCCUGUGUGCCAGCAGCAGCGGUGAGGAUGGCUGCGCCUUUGCGGAGCAGGAGGAGGUGGACGUGCUGCUCUGCGCCCUGCAGUCCUCGUGCGCCAGUGUGCGGGAGACGGUGCUCCGGGGGUUGAUGGAGCUGCACUUGGUAUUGCCAACACCCGAUACUGAUGAAAAGAAUGGCCUGAACCUGCUACGGAGGCUCUGGGUGGUUAAAUUUGACAAGGAGGAGGAGAUUCGAAAGCUGGCUGAGAGGCUCUGGUCCACCAUGGGCCUUGAUCUACAGCCAGAUCUGUGCUCCCUGCUGAUUGAUGACGUGAUUUACCAUGAGGCAGCUGUGAGGCAGGCUGGGGCCGAAGCCCUCUCCCAGGCAGUGGCCCGGUACCAGCGGCAGGCGGCUGAGGUGAUGGGCAGGCUCAUGGAGAUCUACCAGGAGAAGCUGUAUCGCCCACCCCCUGUAUUGGAUGCCUUGGGACGAGUGAUUUCCGAAUCCCCUCCGGAUCAGUGGGAAGCCAGGUGUGGCCUGGCUCUGGCCCUGAACAAGCUCUCACAGUAUUUGGACAGCUCUCAGGUGAAGCCACUCUUUCAGUUUUUUGUCCCUGAUGCUCUCAAUGACAGAAAUCCAGAUGUCCGGAAAUGCAUGUUAGAUGCAGCUCUUGCAACACUAAACACGCAUGGGAAGGAGAACGUCAACUCAUUGCUUCCCGUGUUUGAGGAGUUCUUAAAGGAUGCGCCCAAUGAUGCCAGCUAUGAUGCUGUGCGGCAGAGUGUGGUGGUCCUGAUGGGUUCUUUGGCCAAGCACCUGGAUAAGAGCGACCCCAAAGUGAAACCCAUCGUUGCCAAGCUCAUUGCUGCCCUCUCUACCCCAUCCCAGCAGGUCCAGGAGUCCGUGGCCAGCUGCUUGCCUCCUCUGGUGCCUGCCAUCAAGGAGGAUGCUGGAGGGAUGAUCCAGAGGCUCAUGCAGCAACUGCUGGAGUCAGACAAGUAUGCAGAGCGCAAGGGAGCUGCAUACGGGCUGGCAGGCCUGGUAAAGGGCCUGGGCAUCCUCUCCCUGAAACAGCAGGAAAUGAUGGCAGCCUUGACUGAUGCCAUCCAGGAUAAGAAGAAUUUCCGAAGGCGAGAAGGAGCCCUGUUUGCCUUCGAGAUGCUCUGUACCAUGCUGGGGAAGCUCUUUGAGCCCUAUGUGGUUCACGUGCUGCCCCAUCUGCUGCUGUGCUUUGGCGAUGGGAACCAGUAUGUGCGCGAGGCUGCAGAUGACUGUGCCAAGGCUGUGAUGAGCAACCUGAGUGCUCAUGGCGUGAAGCUGGUACUCCCCUCCUUGCUGGCUGCCCUGGAGGAAGAAUCUUGGCGGACCAAAGCCGGGUCAGUAGAGCUGCUUGGGGCAAUGGCAUAUUGUGCACCCAAACAGUUGUCAUCUUGCCUACCAAACAUUGUGCCCAAGCUCACGGAGGUGCUGACUGACUCCCAUGUCAAAGUGCAGAAGGCUGGACAGCAAGCACUCAGGCAGAUUGGCUCUGUCAUCAGGAACCCCGAGAUUCUGGCCAUUGCCCCAGUCCUGUUGGAUGCCCUCACGGACCCAUCGAGGAAGACCCAGAAGUGCCUGCAGACCCUGCUGGACACCAAGUUUGUCCACUUCAUUGAUGCCCCAUCCCUAGCCCUCAUCAUGCCUAUUGUCCAAAGAGCCUUCCAGGACCGUUCUACAGACACACGGAAGAUGGCGGCGCAGAUUAUUGGCAACAUGUACUCCUUGACAGACCAGAAGGACUUGGCUCCCUACUUGCCCAGUGUGACUCCUGGCCUGAAAGCCUCGCUUUUGGACCCUGUGCCUGAGGUGCGGACAGUAUCUGCAAAGGCUCUGGGAGCCAUGGUGAAGGGCAUGGGGGAGUCAUGCUUUGAGGACUUGCUACCAUGGCUGAUGGAGACUCUGACCUUUGAACAGAGCUCCGUGGAUCGCUCAGGCGCUGCACAAGGGUUGGCUGAGGUAAUGGCUGGCUUGGGGGUUGAGAAGUUGGAGAAGCUGAUGCCAGAAAUCGUGGCGACAGCCAGCAAAGUGGACAUUGCACCUCAUGUCCGAGAUGGCUACAUCAUGAUGUUCAACUACCUGCCCAUCACCUUUGGGGACAAGUUCACCCCUUAUGUGGGGCCCAUCAUCCCUUGUAUCCUCAAAGCUCUGGCUGAUGAGAAUGAGUUUGUGCGUGACACUGCCCUGCGUGCAGGUCAGCGAGUCAUCUCCAUGUAUGCCGAGACGGCCAUAGCACUGCUGCUGCCCCAGCUUGAGCAAGGUCUCUUUGACGACCUCUGGAGAAUACGGUUCAGCUCUGUUCAGCUCCUUGGGGAUCUCCUGUUCCACAUUUCAGGGGUCACUGGGAAGAUGACCACAGAAACUGCCUCUGAGGAUGAUAACUUUGGAACUGCUCAGUCCAACAAGGCAAUCAUCACCGCCCUGGGGGUUGAACGACGGAACCGGGUUCUGGCAGGGCUCUACAUGGGCCGUUCAGACACCCAGCUGGUGGUGCGCCAGGCUUCGCUUCAUGUGUGGAAGAUCGUGGUCUCCAACACUCCCCGCACCCUGCGGGAGAUCCUGCCUACUCUCUUUGGGCUCCUGCUGGGGUUCCUGGCUAGCACAUGUGCAGAUAAGAGAACGAUUGCAGCAAGGACGCUGGGAGAUCUCGUCAGGAAGCUGGGGGAGAAAAUCCUGCCCGAGCUCAUCCCCAUUCUUGAAGAAGGCCUGAGGUCGCCGAAGAGCGAUGAGAGGCAGGGCGUAUGCAUCGGGCUCAGUGAGAUCAUGAAGUCCACCAGUCGGGAUGCUGUGCUGUAUUUCUCUGAGUCCCUCGUGCCCACUGCAAGGAAGGCUUUGUGUGACCCCUUGGAGGAGGUUCGAGAGGCGGCAGCCAAGACCUUUGAGCAGCUGCACUCCACCAUUGGCCACCAGGCUCUGGAGGAUAUCCUCCCGUUUUUACUGAAGCAGCUGGACGAGGAGGAGGUGUCAGAAUUUGCCUUGGAUGGUCUGAAGCAAGUCAUGGCCAUUAAGAGUCGUGUGGUGCUGCCCUACCUUGUGCCCAAGCUGACAACACCACCCGUCAAUACCCGGGUGCUGGCUUUCCUGUCGUCCGUGGCAGGGGACGCUCUUACCCGGCAUCUUGGUGUGAUCCUUCCAGCAGUCAUGUUGGCCCUAAAGGAGAAACUUGGGACUCCAGAGGAGCAGCUGGAGAUGGCCAAUUGUCAGGCUGUGAUCCUCUCUGUAGAGGAUGACACUGGGCACCGGAUCAUCAUUGAGGAUCUGUUGGAAGCCACUCGUAGUCCUGAGGUGGGCAUGAGGCAGGCUGCUGCCGUCAUCCUCAGCAUCUACUGCUCCCGCUCCAAGGCUGACUACACCAGCCACCUGCGGAGCCUGGUCUCCGGCCUGAUCCGCCUCUUCAACGACUCCAGUCCUGUGGUUCUGGAGGAGAGCUGGGAUGCCCUGAAUGCCAUCACCAAGAAGCUGGAUGCUGCUAACCAGCUGGCGCUGAUAGAGGAGCUGCACAAGGAAAUCCGGUACAUAGGCAACGAGAGCAAAGGGGAACAUGUGCCGGGCUUCUGCCUCCCGAAGAAGGGCGUAACCUCCAUCCUUCCAGUGCUGCGGGAAGGAGUCCUCACAGGCAGCCCCGAGCAGAAGGAAGAAGCCGCCAAGGCACUGGGCUUGGUGAUCCGCCUGACGUCAGCUGACGCCCUGCGGCCCUCUGUGGUCAGCAUCACUGGUCCUCUGAUCCGUAUCCUUGGGGACCGUUUCAGCUGGAACGUGAAGGCAGCUUUGCUGGAGACACUCAGCCUCUUGCUGGCCAAGGUUGGAAUUGCCCUGAAGCCCUUCCUGCCCCAGCUACAGACCACCUUUACCAAAGCCCUGCAGGAUUCCAACCGAGGUGUGCGCCUAAAGGCCGCUGAUGCCCUGGGAAAACUGAUUUCCAUCCACACCAAGGUGGACCCUCUCUUCACGGAGCUGCUCAAUGGCAUUCGUGUCAUGGAAGACCCCGGUAUCAGGGACACCAUGCUGCAGGCUCUGAGGUUUGUGAUUCAGGGAGCGGGCGCCAAAGUGGAUGCUGCCAUCCGGAAAAACAUUGUCUCGCUCCUGCUGAGCAUGCUGGGACACGAUGAGGACAACACUCGGAUCUCCUCGGCUGGGUGCCUUGGAGAGCUGUGCGCCUUUUUGGCAGAAGAAGAGCUCAACACCGUCCUUCAGCAGUGCCUGCUGGCGGACGUGUCUGGCAUUGACUGGAUGGUUCGGCAUGGCCGGAGCCUGGCGCUGUCCGUGGCUGUGAAUGUGGCUCCCAGCAGGCUCUGUACAGGCAGAUACAGCAGUGAGGUUCAGGACAUGAUCCUCAGCAGUGCUGUGGCAGACAGGAUCCCCAUUGCUGUGAGUGGGGUCCGGGCCAUGGGCUUCCUGAUGAAGUACCACAUUGAGACGGGAGGUGGACAGUUGCCACCUAAACUCUCCAACCUGUUCAUUAAGUGUCUGCAGAACCCAUCCAGUGACAUCAGGCUGGUGGCUGAGAAGAUGAUCUGGUGGGCGAAUAAGGACCCGCUGCCUCCCCUGGAGCCCCAGACCAUCAAGCCCAUCCUGAAGGCCCUCCUUGACAACACCAAGGAUAAGAACACUGUUGUCAGGGCCUACAGUGACCAGGCGAUUGUCAACCUGCUAAAGAUGAGGCAGGGCGAGGAGCUGUUUCAGUCUCUCUCCAAAAUCCUGGAUGUGGCCAGCUUGGAGGCGCUGAAUGAGUGCAACCGGAGGUCCCUGAAGAAGCUGGCCAGCCAGGCUGACUCCGUAGAGCAGGUGGACGACACCAUUCUGACGUGAUAGGCUGGGGCCCUGCUGUGAUUCAGCUCCACAUCUUCCUUCACUGUUUUCAUUUUUGAAAAUACGUUUGUUCCAAUGGGGAGCUUAGAGAUGGUGUUCCCAGAAAGUAUUUUAAUAUAUCAACCAGCCACAGCCAAAGCCUUAAAUCAAACCCACACACAACUGAAAAUUGCCUCCUCCAUCUCUCACCUUUUUCUUUGGAGAAGAGAAGGAAAAGCACACGCAUAAGCCUCAGCAAGUGGCAGUCCAGGGUCUGCUGUCUGGCUCAGCAUGGCUGGGCCUGAGGCCAGGAGGGUUGAACUUCAGGUUCCUCCUCGGUGUCUGAGCCCUGCGUGAAGAACUGGCACCACCCACCAACCUCUGCCUAUCCUGAGUGGAAAAGACUGUGGAGCUCUGCCCGUGUGCUGUGGCUUGGCUUUCCAACAUUGUGCAGCUUGAUUGGAUCUGACUGGUCAGGUGAAGCAAUACCCACCCAGCUCCAGCUGCAGCACCUCCAGGUCUGGGAGGGAGUAGGUUUACAUGUAGGCCCUUGGAAAAAAGGAUGUUUAAUAAAGGCUUUGAUUUAAUCUUAAAA
This is a messenger RNA of Jaculus jaculus (lesser Egyptian jerboa), 8614 nucleotides long. It is a transcript of the gene Gcn1, whose product is annotated as GCN1 activator of EIF2AK4. The record is from RefSeq and is a predicted model, not a curated record. Lineage: Eukaryota; Metazoa; Chordata; Mammalia; Rodentia; Dipodidae. The transcript is spliced from 58 exons. The coding region runs from base 25 to 8040 and encodes 2671 amino acids. Gene Ontology annotation, molecular function: protein kinase regulator activity. Gene Ontology annotation, cellular component: cytosol. Gene Ontology annotation, biological process: cellular response to amino acid starvation; regulation of translation.